Phyllopteryx taeniolatus (common seadragon) is the source of this 8170-nucleotide messenger RNA. Its product is annotated as collagen alpha-1(XXIV) chain-like. Gene Ontology annotation, molecular function: extracellular matrix structural constituent. The transcript has 60 exons. NCBI's taxonomy places the organism in Eukaryota, Metazoa, Chordata, Actinopteri, Syngnathiformes, Syngnathidae. The coding region runs from base 331 to 5397 and encodes 1688 amino acids. The record is from RefSeq and is a predicted model, not a curated record.
UAGGUAGGAGUUGUAAUCGCAUCAGUGCAAGUCGAGGCACAUAGCGCGAACCACCACUGCCCGGAGGUAACGACGGACAGACACAUCGACAGUCGUUACCUGCGCCGCGCGUCUCCAGUUUGGAUCAAGAAGCGAUCCGGCGAGAGGCAAGAGAUCUCUCUUGUGGACUAUCUCGCCAUGAGGAAUCUCUGAGCUGGCAGUAACAUAACUCCCGCGGCCGCUCGAAGCUUCCCCUCGGCUGCUUCCAAAGGCUUUGCCCAUGAGCAGGUAUCCUUUCGAGUGUGAUUCUGUUUUCACCCAGAUUUCUGCUGCCUGGACAAAUGCAUACAAAUGCAUUUAGGAGCUCAACGGACAAGGAGUGGACACGUUUCCGCGGCAGCGACGUGGAACUUUCUACUGCUCCUGUCAGUAUGCUCUGCAGCACUCUCUGUAGAAGAAGACGACCUAGCUCAAGGAGUGGAUAUCCUCUAUCAACUCGGGCUCACAGUUCAGAGUAUAACAGACCAUCCAUACGAAAGAUCUGCCAAACCUUCAGCCACAUAUACCACUGUUCCCUCAACUAUAAAUCUCCCAUUUUCUGGAUAUGGGGUAAUACUAGAUUCAAACUCUCUUUAUGAGGCUCCUGUGGGCAGUCUCUUUCCUCCAGAGUUUGGUGAGGAGUUUUCUGUUGUUAUAAGUGUAAGCUCCUGGCGAGCAAAGAACGCUUUUAUUUUCAGUGUCAGAGAUGGCAGAGACAGACUGCGCUUUGGCAUUCAGCUCCUACCACGCAGAGUGGUGGUCUACACAGCAGAGAAAGCCGCCAUCUACUUUACCUACAACUGGCAUGAUGGGCGCCAGCGUCCUUUUGCUAUUGGUGUUCGCGCACGCUCAGUGUCCUUCUAUUCGGAUUGUGGAGCAGUACACCAGCAGGAGCAAACCCUGGGGAGGUCUCAGACACUUAGGAAUUCUGGUGGUCAAUUCACUUUGGGGAGGCUGAACCCUAAAGCUGCACCAUUCAAUGGGCGAGUUUGCCAACUAGAUAUAUAUCCUUCGGCCCAAGCUGCUGCACACUAUUGCAACUACCUUAGAAAACAGUGCCGGCUGGCCGACACGUACCGAUCGUCUUUGGGACAUCAUGGUUUGACUAUCGAGGCAAAAGAUAGCCCCUUUAAUACCGUAACAAUGUCCUCUCUUGGAACAGCAAAUAUUCAUCAAAUGCUGAUGAAUUCCAAGGGAACAGUGGCCUCUGACAGUGUGCGCAAAUAUUAUUCAACCCCAAGCCCUAUACCAGAAGCUCAUCUCGAAGACCAGAGCCACAUUUCUGCAUUUGAAACCCUUGUGAAGUCUACUAUAUCCUCUGAUCACGCUGACAGAGAAAAUUCCGCUACUCUCAGUGGGCAACCAGCUCUGGAUUUCAUAGUAACUGUAACCACAACCAAAAACAUGUUAGCCAAAGGACCGAGACUCCAAGGGGAAGGACUCUGGAACAUCUCCAUAAUCAACUCCGGGGACUCAAGUUUUGGUCCUCAAGAGGGUCAGCAGCAACUGGAGACUCAUCCAAUGGCUGGUGACACCACUUUUUAUCAUGAAAAUAAUGUAGACUCCUUAGAGCAACAUCAACUGGAUGGCAGCUAUGAUGACCGGGACAUGGGCGGAUAUGAUUAUGGGUACGAAGAGGAAGACCUCUUGUAUGACUAUGAAGAUGGCUGGCGUGGCCCCAAAGGAGAGCCGGGUCUUUCGGGUCCUCCUGGUCCCCCUGGUUUACCUGGUCCUCAAGGAGCAAGAGGCUCUAGGGGUCCCAAUGGUCCACCCGGAAAGCCUGGACCAGCAGGACCACCUGGACCCAAGGGUGCAAAGGGAGACCCAGGGCUAUCUCCAGGUCAAGCUUCACCAGGAGAAAAGGGUGACAAAGGGCCACCAGGUCUGGUUGGUUCUGAUGGAUUUCCAGGUUUGCAGGGUCCAAAAGGUUAUCCAGGACCACCUGGGCUGCCAGGAAAACAAGGCAUACCAGGACUUCCUGGGGAAGCCGGGUCUGCAGGUUACCCUGGCAGGCAGGGUGCUACUGGCCCAGAAGGUAACCCGGGGCCUAAGGGGAUUCGUGGUUUCAUUGGACUUCCUGGUAUAGCUGGGCCACCAGGACUGGAGGGGGAGAAAGGCAUACUUGGUCCUCCUGGAAAACCUGGUAUCAAAGGAAGACAGGGUGUGGUGGGUGAAAUUGGUGAACGGGGGCCAACUGGUCCUGAUGGCAGUGAGGGACUUGUUGGUGGUACUGGUAUUGCCGGCUUUCCGGGCCUAAGGGGAGACCUGGGCUCUGAGGGUCCUCGAGGAUUGCCUGGUAUGGUCGGACCGAAGGGACCAGCCGGACGAGCUGGCCUGCCUGGAUUGAAAGGUGAUAAGGGUGAAGUGGGACAACAGGGUGAACCAGGAGAGAUUGGUUACCAUGGUGAUAAGGGUGUUCCUGGUGUAUCUGGUCCUCCCGGUCCAAGAGGAAAACCUGGACCACUGGGUAGAAUUGGAGAAAGUGGGGUACAAGGCCCACCAGGCCCUCCCGGACCAGAGGGUUUUCCAGGAGACAUCGGCAUGCCUGGGCCAAAUGGACCACCUGGACCAAAGGGUUUGCAAGGUGCUAGGGGUGUCCAAGGCCCAAUAGGACCAAAAGGAACACAGGGUGAAGAAGGUCCACUUGGUCCAUCUGGGAAUGCUGGUCCAAAUGGGCGACCUGGAAGAAAAGGCUAUAUAGGUGAACCUGGUCCAGAUGGUCUGCUGGGAGAGAAAGGGGACAUUGGAAAUGUUGGAAAAAUUGGACCACAAGGUCUUGUAGGACUCAUAGGGACAGCUGGCAUGAGUGGAGGUCCCGGUGAAAAGGGUGACCGUGGACCGACAGGUUCAACAGGUCCAGCAGGAGAGAAAGGGCCACGAGGAUAUCCUGGGUUACCUGGGAAUCCUGGGGACAUCGGCAUGCAAGGUACACCUGGACUACAGGGGAAGAGAGGGAGUCCCGGCAGUGCUGGUACAAAGGGCCGUAGGGGGCCUCGAGGUCCUGAUGGCCCGCUGGGAGAACCAGGCCUCCAGGGCGCCAAGGGGGAAAUUGGUGAUAUUGGGAUAAAUGGAGAACCAGGUUUCAUAGGCAAAGUUGGCAUUCCAGGAGAGAGAGGCCUCCCUGGGAAGCCUGGUAAACCAGGUAUUCCAGGCAAUACAGGGGAUAGGGGACCCCACGGUGAUGCUGGACCCAGAGGACCUCCUGGAGAGGCAGGACCUGAUGGAGAGCAAGGACCUGAUGGUGGCCCUGGUGUUGAGGGGGAACCAGGUGCAGUUGGAGAGCCAGGGUUAAAGGGUGAUGUUGGACCUCCAGGAGCAGAAGGAGAGCAGGGACAAGAGGGAAUUAGAGGCCCUCCUGGUCCACCUGGUGAAGAGGGUCCACAAGGGAAUGAUGGACCCAAGGGUGAGCCUGGUGAGUGGGGUCCAGGAGGAGAGCCAGGGGACAAAGGGAUAGAAGGAGCCUCUGGAUCUGCAGGGCCACCUGGACAACCUGGGAAACAGGGCUUCCGUGGGCCAGAAGGAAAACCAGGGUCACCAGGAAACAGGGGACGCAGUGGAAAGAAGGGUGAGAGAGGUCCCUCCGGUCUUGUUGGUGAACCUGGAGACCGUGGAGACAUUGGCCCCCCAGGCGAGGCGGCGCCAAAAGGUGCCAGAGGAACUCGAGGGCCUCCUGGUCGGCCUGGGAUCAUGGGUAUGGAGGGGCAACCGGGAUUGGCAGGAUACACAGGUCAUCCUGGCAAGCAGGGGCCCAUUGGACCCCCAGGGCCUAAAGGUGAAAAGGGUUAUCCAGGUGAGGACAACAAGACCCCAGGACCACCAGGGCCCUUAGGUGAACCAGGGACACCAGGAGAGCGGGGAGAUCGUGGAGAGCCAGGAGAUGAAGGAUAUCAGGGACACAUCGGUACCACUGGAUUGCGUGGGGCUGUAGGACCACCAGGCCUACCCGGAUCACCAGGUAUGCCAGGAAAGCCAGGCCCGAAAGGAGAGAUGGGUUCGCUGGGCUCAGCAGGAAUGAAAGGAGCAAGCGGGUUGUCUGGAGCUCCUGGAGUAGAAGGGCCAUUUGGUUUACCUGGACCCAAAGGCAUGAAGGGUUACCCCGGACCUGAUGGUCCUUCAGGACUCAUUGGCUUACCAGGAUUACCUGGAAAACAAGGACGACAGGGCCAGCGAGGCUUGGCGGGACCGGUGGGUACUGCUGGACGUCCAGGUACUCGGGGCAGUGUUGGACUCCCAGGACCACCUGGAGAACUCGGACCACCUGGUCAGAAGGGUGAGAUUGGCCUGCCAGGAGAUCGGGGAUUGUCAGGGAUCAGAGGGAUGGAGGGGGCUACCGGUGACCAGGGCAUGAAGGGUGAGACAGGAACCAAAGGGCAACCAGGGGAACCAGGUCAUCGAGGGAUGCUUGGUUUGCAGGGCUUUCCAGGUCCAAAGGGUCCAAAUGGUGAUGUGGGAUUGAAAGGUGUCCUUGGUCCCAAGGGCCCCAUGGGUCAUCUGGGAUUCACUGGACCAGUGGGGCCUGAAGGAAAGACGGGGCCUAUGGGAAAACCUGGGCCACGAGGUCCAAGAGGAAGCAGCGGUGAAAUGGGCCCCCAAGGACCACAUGGAAGUGCAGGACCCAGAGGCCCCCCUGGUGCUCCAGGUCCUACAAGGCAACUACUAUAUGAUGAUUCAGAAUUCGACAGCAUGUCUGACUCUAAAGCAGCCCUCGGAAAAGAGAAUUUUCAAGACACUGAGGAGAACCUGCCAGACCAGAAUUCUGCGAUUUUUAAGACUUUGCAUCACCUGAGCAGCAUUAUUGAGAGCAUCAAAAAGCCUCUGGGAACCAGAGAGAACCCCACUCGCGUCUGUAAAGACCUGCUGGACUGUCAUCACAAGCUAAAAGAUGGUUGGUUCUGGAUUGAUCCAAACCUUGGCUGCACUUCAGAUGCUUUCCAGGUCUUUUGCAACUUCACUGCAGGUGGUCAGACCUGUUUACAUCCACUGGCCACUAAUAAGAUGGUGUUUGGUGUAGGGAAAGUCCAAAUGAAGUUUCUUCAGUUACUGAGUACCGAGGCCAGCCAUAGCAUUGCACUCCAUUGCUUAACGGAUCAUUCCAACACCACCGCUGACGGCUUCAGCUCUCCUGGCCACAUACAAAAAGAGAGCAGCAAUCUUCGGUUUCGAGGCUGGAACAAUCAAAUAUUUGAGACCGACACACUACUUGAACCAUAUGUGCUACAAGAUGGGUGCAAGAUCCAAGAUGGCAGCUGGCAUCAGUCACAUUUCUUCUUCCAUACUCAGGAGAGUCACCAACUACCUAUUGUAGACAUAGAGGAAAUUCCCGCACCACAUCGCAAUGUUCAGCAACAUUUUGAAGUUGGUCCUGUCUGCUUCCUUUGAAGCUAAAAUUGCCUCUGCCCUAUCACAUUAAACUCCUUGAUUGGUUGGUUGUCUACCAAAUGUUGUACGCAAAAGAUUGUAUGAGGAAAAUAAUCUGUCUAUAUCUGGCUAGUGACAGACUUUCAUAGACCCACUUACAGUGGGUACGGAAGGUAUUCAGACCCCCUUAAAAUGUUCACUCUUUUAUAUUGCAGCCAUUUGCGAAAAUCAUUUAAGUUAAUUUUUUCCACAUUAAUAUACACACAGCACUCUAUAUUGACAGAAAAAAAACAUUGAAUUGUUGAAAUUUCUGCAGAUUUAUUAAAAAAGAAAAACUGAAAUAUCACACAGUCAUAAGUAUUUAGACCCUUUGCUCAGUAUUUAGUAGAAGCACCCUUUUGAGCUAAUAAGAGCAUGGGAAUAAUGCAACACCUGGAUUUGGGGAUGGUCUGCCAUUCCUCCUUGCAGUUCCUCUCUAGUUCUGUCAGGUUGGAUGGUGAACAUUGGUGGGCAGCCAUUUUCAGGUCUUUCCAGAGAUGCUCAAUUGGGUUUAAAUCAAGGCUCUGGCUAGGCCAUUCAAGAACAGUCACGGAGUUGUUCUGAAGCCACUCCUUCGGUAUUUUAGCUGUGUGCCUAGGGUCAUUGUCUUGUUUGAAGGUGGACGUUCGGCCCAGUCUGAAGUUCUGAGCACUCUGGAGAAGGUUUUCGUCCAGGCUAUCCCUGUACUUGGCCGCAUUCAUAUUUCCUUCGAAUGCAACCAGUCGUCCUGUCCCUGCAGCUGAAAAACACCCUCACAGCAUGAUGCUGCCACCACCAUGCUUCACUGUUGGGACUGUAUUGGACAGGUGAUGAGCAGUGGCUGGUUUUCUCCACACAUGCCACUUAGAAUUAAGGCCAACAAUUUCAAUCUUGGUCUCAUCAGACCAGAGAAUAUUAUUUCUCAUCAUCUUGAAGUCCUUCAGGUGUUUUUUAGCAAACUCCAUACGGGCUUUCAUGUGUCUUGCACUGAGGAGAGGCUACUCUGCCAUAAAGUCCCGACUGGUGGAGGGCUGCAGUGGUGGUUGACUUUCUAGAACUUUUGCCCAUCUCCCGACUGCGUCUCUGCAGCUCAGCCACAGCCUCUUUGGGUUCUUCUUUACCUCUCUUACCAAGGCUCUUCUCCCCCAAUUGCUCAGUUUGGCCGGACGGCCAGCUCUAGGAAGACUUACAGUCGUCCCAAACCUCUUCCAUUUAAGGAUUAUGGAGGCCACUGUGCUCUUAGAAACGUAAAGUGCAGCAGAAUUUUUUUGUAACCUUAGCCAGAUCUGUGCCUUGCCACAUUUCUGUCUCUGAGCUCUUCAGGCAGUUCCUUUGACCUCAUGAUUCUCAUUUGAUCUGACAUGCACUGUGAGCUGUAAAGUCUUAUAUAGACAGGGGGUGGCUUUCCUAAUCAAGUCCAAUCAGUGUAAUCAAACACAGCUGGACUCCAAUGAAGGUGUAGAACCAUCUCAAGGAUGAGCAGAAGAAAUGGACAGCACCCGAGUUAAAUAUAUGAGUGUCACAAAAAAGGUUCUGAAUACUCAUGGCUGUGUGAUAUUUCAGUUUUUCUUUUUUAAUAAAUCAGCAAAAAUGUCAACAAUUCCGUUUUUUUUUGUCAAUAUGGGGUGCUGUGUGUACAUUAAUGAGGAACAAAAUGAACUUAAAUGAUUUUAACAAAUGGCUGUUUUAAAGGUGUCUGAAAACUUUCCGUACCCACUGUAAUAUGUAUGGACCACCCGACAGAUAAGAACAGCUGUAUUUAUCAAAUAUGUGUAAAAUAUGUUUUUGCUUGUUUCACUGUUAAUCAAAUGGUGCUCAGGUUGGCUGUAUGGAUGCAUAUAGCCCCCUGAUCACAGGGUUGGGCCUCACUAUGCCAAUCAAACCCCUACAGACACCAUCCCUUACCACAGACACACCCAGACCAUUCUAUGCAGAGGCUCAACGAAGGAGUGUGCAAGGCCUCUAAAUAGGAGCACUGUAUAACUAUAGAUCUAUAUGAGUGCAAUAGCAUGUGGAUGUUAUGUAUUAUAUCCCUUCAAAGGCUAUAUGGAUAUUGUUAUCAUUAUAUUUUAUUUUUAGUCCUACACCGUCGGACCUACUCAUCUUGACAGAUGGUGCUCUACCUCUACCUUGCUUUCAAGAAUGGUUGCUUUUAGUUUAGUCUUUGUUGGCUUUGUGUAUGUACCGGUUACAUCAAGGUUUAUUAUGCUGUAAAAGUACUUAAGUUGAGUUUGUCCCUUUUAAUUUAUGAACUGUUAUAUUUAGUGUGCUUCAUAUUAGUGUAGCCUUGCUUAUAUGUGGUAGAUUCUUCAGGGGAAUCCUAUCAUUGGUGCUGCAACAAAGAAUGAGUCAUCAAUUGGUUUUUGCAUUUCCUGUGUAUAUUUGGCCAACAUACUGUAUGUUUAUUUAUAUCCUAUUUUGUUUCGUUUUCCACAUUACUGUACAACAGUAAGUUAUACUCUCAGAGAACUAUUGGUUCAUCCACACUUAUAGAAGUAUUUAUAUUUUCAUGGUGUUUUUCUUUAUUCACACCUGCAACUGUAUGUUUAUCACACUGUUACUUCAGUUUAUUCAGUGGACUGGCAGCUACAAUGGGCCAGAGUCAGAAUUUGUUUAAACACAGCCAUCAUAUUCUUAACUUUUGUUACUUAACUUACAUUACUUUGAGUAAAGUAUGAUUUUAUAUAUAUAUAUAUGAUUAUGGAUGAAAAAUAGUUGGGUGCAUAUGUGUAAAUAAUAAAUAUGACGACAAAUAAAUGGAAAUUUGAUCCAACAA